ACACUCUGUAACAAAACAAGGAUCAGUAAGGAACGAUCCAUCUUUCUGCAGAAGUCAUGGAAGGACGGUUAUCAGCCCACCAACCUUUCCUGCCAAAACAUUCAGAAACCAGUAGAAAUGAUGAAAUGAAUCAGGAUAAGAAACUACAGAGGAAGGAUGAGACAAAUGAUCAGGCUUUACAAGACCAAGACAUGAUGAGAAGAGAGGGCCUGGACAGAAGGAAUAUCUGGGAGCCGAGUGUUUUCUAUGCCCUAGGAAAGGAGUCGUUUAAUUUUGCAGGUCAUGAAAUCAACAUCCGGGAAUCUAUGGACUCAUAUGGAGCACUGAUUUGGCCCGGGGGAAUAGCACUGAGUCAGUUCUUGGAAAACAACCAGCAACAAAUAAACCUAAUGGACAAAGCAGUGCUGGAGCUUGGAGCUGGAACUGGCUUAGUUUCCAUAGUGGCAAGCUUGUUAGGUGCUUGGGUGACAGCUACUGAUCUACCAGACAUUUUGUCUAAUCUGUCCUUCAACCUUCGGCAGAAUACCAAAGGUCGAUCCCGCUACAUCCCUCAGGUGGCUGCCCUCUCCUGGGGUCAAGGCCUAGAAAGAAACUUCCCAUUCCCAUCCUACCACUACGAUUACGUGCUUGCAGCCGAUGUGGUGUAUCACCAUAACUUCCUAGAGGAACUACUGAACACUAUGCUCCACUUCUGCAGGCCGGGCAGCGGGACGACCCUGCUUUGGGCGAACAAAAUUAGAUUCCAGUCAGAUCUACAGUUCAUAGAGUGUUUUAAAAGUCGUUUUAACACGACACUGCUUGCUGAGCUGCCGCAGGAGAAUGUGUGGAUAUUCAAGGCCACAUCAAGGGAGUAAAGAAAUAAGAUCUAUGGUCUGUUACAACUUCCCUACAUUUAAGUUUUGUUUUCUUUUGAUGCUUUAAAUCAAGAAAGAAGAAAAAAAAAUGCUAAACCUGCCAGUAAUAUUAGAUAAAAUUAAACCAAAUGUCCCUGAAUGACUAAAACCCAUGAAAGAGGACACAGAUACGUUCCAAGCACCCUUCCAGUUUUAAUAUGUGAUUGCAUAACAUUCCUUGAUGGGGUACAAAUAUUAGUUAAUGCAAAAGCGAAGUUCCUGACACAAUUUUUCAUAUGAAUAAUCUUUUUUAUUUGAAACUUUAAACAUUUCCUAC
This is a messenger RNA of Cyprinodon variegatus (sheepshead minnow), 1170 nucleotides long. Its product is annotated as protein-lysine methyltransferase METTL21C-like. The record is from RefSeq and is a predicted model, not a curated record. Lineage: Eukaryota; Metazoa; Chordata; Actinopteri; Cyprinodontiformes; Cyprinodontidae. Bases 57 to 854 code for a protein of 265 amino acids. The transcript is spliced from 5 exons. Gene Ontology annotation, molecular function: protein-lysine N-methyltransferase activity. Gene Ontology annotation, cellular component: cytoplasm; cytosol. Gene Ontology annotation, biological process: peptidyl-lysine methylation.